Messenger RNA from Mytilus trossulus (common blue mussel), 1758 nucleotides. RefSeq names its product mucin-2-like. Lineage: Eukaryota; Metazoa; Mollusca; Bivalvia; Mytilida; Mytilidae. The transcript has 2 exons. Bases 251 to 1102 code for a protein of 283 amino acids. The record is from RefSeq and is a predicted model, not a curated record.
GAAUCAACAAAACCAAGAGACAUCACUGGACCCUGAAAGUGUUGAAGAAGUGUAUACAGAAACUGUCAAAGAGGGGCUAAAUGGUCGUAAGAUCACAGUUCUGUAUGAGGGUGCUGGUGAUCCAAAUGGUAUACCUGAUCCUCAACGGACUCCUGUUUUCGUUAGAAACCUCACCACUGACCAACAGGACAUAUUGAAUCAGAGAUUAAAUGACAACAGAACAGGGAAAUCAACUUAAAGCGUCAACACUAUGGAUGUCAUCAUUGUCAAUACUGAUCAGGAAAUCCGCGAACUUCAAAAGAAGCCACCUACAACUGACGCAUCUACUCAAACUCAUUUCACAACAGAUAUCUCACUGCUUGAAGUCCUCCUCAAAAACUCAACACAGAUACUGCAGCUUCUGCAACAGUUACCAAAAAGGAAAAAUCCAGAUCAACUAGAAGAAACCAACAAUCCAUCACUUGUAGAGUACCUACAGUCUGAGAACAUUGACUUCCUAAUGGUGCAGACACCAAAAAAGUUGAACCCAGGUCAGCAGACGUCAGUAUUGUCUGAACCAGUACCUCUCAACUCUACUGAAUUGACAGACCUCAGUAUUCAACCUCUUUCAACUAAUACCUCAUCACCAGCAAAAUCACCCGUUUCACCAAGAUACAGAGGACUAUCAGCAUCUCCUGAAGCACAUCCAUUGUCUCCGCUGUCUCCCUCACCAACUCCAGUCUGUCCAGGAACACUCAGUCCUGAAUGCUCACCUAUAUUCCCAGAACUAUGCAGGAGAGUUCAACAAACAACAACAACUUUCAACUCAACCCAAAUCCAACCAAGUGUACCAAGUCAACCCUUCACGAUUCUGAACCAUCCAAUACAGCACUUCUCCCAUCCCAGAAACCUAAUAUACAACCAACUCUAUACAGAACCAGCUCCAUCCUUUUCAUCUAGAACAAGUUGCCGUCCCACAACAGAGUGUUUCAGUGCGCCAAUAACUGAAAUUUCAUCAAACACUGCACCAAUUGGAAACAAUGAGAUUCGCAUUGCCAAGAUGUUCAGUGGGAAAUCAAAAAUGCAGCACAAAACAAUACAGGAAGCUUUGGGUGGAAGAUGACAAGACGAAUUUUCAAAAAAGAAGAACUUCGUGGCAAGAACUUUUAUGGCAGAAAGGGCAAGGCAGGACUCUCAUCAAGACGUCGCCAUGCAAUUGAGCACGCCAUUCUUGACACCUAUGGUUCGAAUUCUGCAUUAACCCAGGCAGUGACAGCUAUCAACACUGGCAUAAGGAAUUUGUACCGUUAACAUUUUAAGAUAUACAAUGUAACUAUCAAUUGACACAGGAAAUUAAUAAUAGGACUAUACUGUUUUGGAUAGCAAGCCUUAUUAGACAUUAUUAACAUUUAUAGUGAUGUUAUUGCCUAUCACCAUGUUAAACUAUAAUUCUAUACAUAUAAUGAGAUCCUCUGUUUUACCUCAAAAUCUAAGGGGAAAUACAAUUGUUAGUCCAAAUCAAAACCAAAGGGUUCAAGAAAUCACAAAGAUUUUUAAAACACUGUCUCAUUUGAUAAUGAGAUUUGAAAAACAAAAGGAUCUUAAAUAAAGUUUUAAUGAGUCAACCAAAAAAUAAAUCUAGUUGAAUUUUUUAAUCAUAUAUGGUAAAACUCUAUUAGAUUUGCACACUGAUUCAACUGCACUGUUCAAAUAGAUGAACACAAUCUUGAUUGUCUGAUUGAGCAAUCUUCAGUUGUAAUCCAAGCAUGAAAUGAUGUA